AAUCUAAGUGAGACCAGAGCCCCAAACUACAACUCCCAGAGUUCUGUGCGCGCUCCAGGGGGUGGGGCUUCGAUGGGGAUUCCCGAAGAGCGAUGGCCGAGCCGGCUGGGUCUCACCGCCGAUCACUGUACAAACAAGUGGGCUCCCCACCCUGGAAAGAGGCUUUCCGGCAGGGAUGUCUGGCAAGAAUGAGAAACAGCCGGGACAGGUUCCUGAACAAGUACCGCCAGGCUGGAGGCAAUGUACCAGGGAGAGCUCUCAGCAACCUGCUAGUGCAAGAGGUGAUGGAGGAAGAGUGGAAAUCUUUCCAAUCAAUGCAGAAGUAUCCGGAGGACUUGGCUCAGUUGGGGUUGUCGAUGGACUUGGCUGUGCUGGAGGAAAUCCAACAGGAGCUAAUUGAUGAAGAACAGUCCAUAAUCAGCGAGUAUGAGAAGAGCUUGCAGUUUGAUGAGAAGUGUCUCAGCAUCAUGCUCACCGAAUGGGAAGCAAACUCCCUCAUCUGCCCUGUGUGUACAAAGUACAACUUGAGAAUAAUAGGAGGUGUGGUGGUAUGUCAGUGUGGCCUGUACAUCCCAUCUCAUUCUCCAGAGCUGACAGAACAGAAGCUUCGUGCCUGUUUCGAGGCUGGCUUAAACGACCACAGCGCACAGUGUCCCCAUACGCCUGCGUUCUCAGUCACCGAUGGAACAGGAGAAAAGCCCAGUCUUCUCAUGACCUGUCUGGCUUGUGACACUUGGGCUGUGAUCCUGUAGCCUGAACUCAUCACUCUGCUGAGUUGAAAACAACUCACUCUCUCUGAGAAGAGGCCUUGUACAUACAGACCUUUCACUCAUAACUUAUUUUGUAUUAAAACUUUUCACACACCUCUACUCUUGGUGUUUUGAUGCAAACUGAAGAAAUAGAAAAGACAAACUACUUCGGAGGAGAUGAAACAAUUGUAAUGUCCAUUAUUAUGUUAUACAAAAAAAAAAAACCCUAGAAAUAAAAUCCUUGAGCGCAACA
Messenger RNA from Chinchilla lanigera (long-tailed chinchilla), 1002 nucleotides. RefSeq names its product RPA interacting protein (gene Rpain). Gene Ontology annotation, biological process: protein import into nucleus. Gene Ontology annotation, cellular component: PML body; nucleus. The transcript has 7 exons. Bases 93 to 752 code for a protein of 219 amino acids. NCBI's taxonomy places the organism in Eukaryota, Metazoa, Chordata, Mammalia, Rodentia, Chinchillidae. The record is from RefSeq and is a predicted model, not a curated record.